AUGGGAAACAACCCUCUUUUCCUCUCUCUUUCCCUCUGCUUCUUAGUUCUUUUCAAUGCCUGCCUUGCCACCAACGACAACUUCCGUUAUGUCUCCCGGCGCUUCGGUGAGGCCGGCCAGAGCCGGUAUCGUGAGUGUCGUCUGGAUAAGCUCGAAGCCGUCGAACCAUCCCGUCGUAUCGAGGCUGAAGGUGGAGUGAUCGAGAUGUGGGAUCCUAGCCACGAGAUGUUCCGGUGCGCCGGUGUGGCUAUCCAGAGAUAUAUUAUCGAUCCAAAUGGCCUUCUCCUCCCUCAAUAUACCAAUGCCCCGCGACUUAUCUACAUUGAGAGAGGGAGAGGGUUUAAAGGAGUUGUACUCCCGGGUUGCCCUCAAACGUACCAAGAGUCUCAGCAAUCGGGUGGGGCGUUCCGAGAUCAGCAUCAAAAGAUUCGCCAUGUACGUGCCGGCGACCUCUUUGCUGUACCGGCUGGUUCUGCUCAUUGGACGUACAAUGAUGGUAACGAAAGAUUGAUUGCAGUUGUUCUUCUUGACGUUAGCAACCAUGCCAACCAACUUGACUUCCAUCCUAGGACUUUCUACUUGGCCGGGAACCCAGAGGAAGAGUUUCCAGAGUGGAGAUUGCAAUGGAAGCGAGAGCAAGGACGACACAUGAGCGGUCGCAAGGAAGGAUCGAGUAACAAAAACAACAUCUUCUAUGCCUUUGACGAUAGAGUUCUUGCAGAAAUUUUGAACAUAAACAUAGAGUUGGCGAGGAAACUUCGCGGAGAAGAUGACUUCAGACGCAAUAUCAUAAAGGUUGAGGGAGGACUUGAGGUGAUCAGACCACCAAGAUCACGAGGAGGACGUAGAGGAGAGGAGCAAGAAUGGGAAGAGGAACAAGAAGAAGAGAUGGAAAGACAACGUGAGAGCCACCAACGUAGUCGAUGGGAUGAAAAUGGUUUGGAUGAAACUAUUUGCUCAAUGAAAAUGAAGGAGAACAUUGGUGAUGCUUCGCGUGCUGACAUGUACACACCCGAAGCCGGUCGUCUUAGCACCACCAACAGCCAUCGAUUCCCUAUCCUCCGCUGGCUUCAACUCAGUGCUGAGCGGGGUGUUCUCUAUAGGAAUGCAAUGUACGUUCCACACUGGAACCAAAAUGCGCACAGCGUAAUAUUCGUAACAAGAGGGAGAGCGAGAGUACAAGUAGUAAACUGCAGAGGCCAGACCGUAUUCGACGGCGAGUUGCAACAACGACAGGUUCUAGUGGUUCCACAAAACUUUGCUGUAUUGAAGAAAGCAAGCGAAGACGGGUUCGAGUGGGUUUCAUUCAAGACGAACGAUAACGCCAUGAUUAACACAUUGGCCGGGCGUACCUCCGCAAUGAGAGCAUUCCCAGUUCAAGUCAUUGCUAGUGCUUAUAGAAUGUCCACAGAAGAGGCUCGACGGCUUAAGUUCAACAGGGAAGAGACCACUUUAAUUCCUCCAAGAAUGUCAUCUCGUUGGCCCGCAUAA
Molecule: messenger RNA, 1491 nt
Organism: Cucumis melo (muskmelon)
Lineage: Eukaryota; Viridiplantae; Streptophyta; Magnoliopsida; Cucurbitales; Cucurbitaceae
Product: 11S globulin-like
Exons: 4
Coding region: 1-1491 (496 amino acids)
Molecular function (GO): nutrient reservoir activity
Source: RefSeq, a predicted model, not a curated record